Chelonus insularis is the source of this 4533-nucleotide messenger RNA. RefSeq names its product scrawny (gene scny). Gene Ontology annotation, molecular function: cysteine-type deubiquitinase activity. Bases 471 to 3068 code for a protein of 865 amino acids. Gene Ontology annotation, cellular component: nucleus; cytosol. Gene Ontology annotation, biological process: protein deubiquitination; regulation of apoptotic process. The record is from RefSeq and is a predicted model, not a curated record. NCBI's taxonomy places the organism in Eukaryota, Metazoa, Arthropoda, Insecta, Hymenoptera, Braconidae. The transcript has 6 exons.
CGCCGGAUAAUGAAGAUGGCCGCCAUCAUGGUCUAACAGUGAGCCUCGUUUUUGUGUAAGGUUGGCUAAAUUUAUUUUUUAAAAAUGUCAGACGUAGUUUAUGAAUAUUUAAGAUAACGUAUGUGACUGUGAAAGACUAUAAAACGUUUUUACAAAUGCCAAUGUUAUUAGAGGUGAGUGUUGCUGACUAACGGCUGAAAUUCCCGCUCAAGCAACGACGAAGUGAUCUGUGUGUUGAGACCGACACGCGCCCAAUCGAGGUCUUACUGUCGUUAAACGUUGGAUAAUCGUGGAACUUUUGUAUCAAUCAAUACUAAAAGUGUAAAUUUUUCAAUGGAAAUUUUUAAGCAUCAAAUGUAAAUUACUUCACAUCAGAUGCUCAUAUUCUUUUCUCUGAUUUAUGGCUUAACACAGUCAUCGCGGGCAUUUCGAGAUUUUAGCAUUUUAAUAGUAGACAAAGCUAAAAAGUGAUGCCUGCUGUGAGCGUUUGUGAUCCGGUCGCGGCAGCACUCCGACACUCUUUAGAGGUCGGUCAAACAAAGUCCUCAGAGGAUAUUUCAAUCGCUUUAACCAGUGGGGUAUCCAGAAUUUUAGAUACAGAAAUUCAAUAUGAAGAAGCUGAAGGAUAUCAAUCAACGGUUUUGGAUCAUCUUAAAGCAAAAUAUAUUGUACUAAGCCUUCCCAAUUCUGAUCAGUCUGAAAACGGGAAGGCUAAAGAAACUGGAGUUUGUAGAAAAAAAUUAGACAACUCCAAAAUGACUGGUCCUACUUUACCCGAGCCAAAAGUCACACUUUAUCCAGCACACAAAGUUACCCUAGGAUGGAAGGGUACAUUUCCAGUUGGUGCUGGUAUGUUCAAUGUUGGAAAUACAUGUUACCUCAACAGUACCCUCCAGGCACUCUUUCAUGUACCGGCUCUUGUUAAUUGGUUAUUAUCUGACACUCACCACAACACUAAAUGUGAACAAAACGGAGGAGGAGAGUGCCUUACGUGUGCAAUGGCAAAAACUCUUCAGUUCAGUCACGAAAAAUCUGGAAAUGCAAUUAAACCGUUUUAUAUUUAUAACAAACUUAAAUCGAUAUGUAGAACAAUGGUACCAGGUCAACAAGAAGAUGCUCAUGAAUUUUUACGUUAUUUACUUGAGGGUAUGGAACGUGCUUAUUUAUAUCGUCAUAAAGCAACAAAGUUAGAUAAUUAUUCAAAAGAAACAACCCCAAUUAAUCAAAUAUUUGGCGGCUAUAUUCGCACAGAAGUUAAGUGUCUUCAAUGUCGUCACGUUUCGACAACAUUUCAACACUUUCAGGAUCUUUUAGUAGAUAUUCGUAAAGCUGGUUCAUUAGAUGAAGCACUAACAGCUUAUUUUAGUCGAGAACAAUUGGAUAAUAAUGAUUAUAAAUGUGAAGCAUGCAAAAGAAGAGUUCCAGCAACAAAGCAGUUUAGUUUGGAAAGACCACCGAAAGUUCUUUGCGUCCAACUGAAACGCUUUAGUGUUCUGGGAAGUAAAAUUUCUCGUCAUAUAGGUUUUAAACAAAAUGUUGACAUGGGACCGUAUCUUUGGAGAGAACCUGGUGAAUCUCCAAGGAAGCUCAAUUACAAACUGAUGUCAAUAGUAACACAUAUGGGACCAUCAGUGAAUUGUGGUCAUUAUACAGCUGUUGCUCAGGUCUCAUCAGGUCAAUAUUACUCAUUUGACGACUCGUGUGUCCGCCCGAUCAAUCUUUCUAGUGUAUUGAGUACCAAUGCUUACAUAAUGAUCUUCGAGAUGGAGCCCCAAUCUCAAAAUCAACUGCCAAGUCCUCAAGUAACUAAGCUAAAUGGACUAACUAGCGUUAAGACACUUUCAAAUGGAUCGUUAAAACCAGCGAGUCCAAAGCCUUCAACUUCAGGGCUUCUUACCUCAAACGGAGUAUGUAAUGGUUCAUCGAAAAAUCAUGAUACUGAUUCUACGCUUAUUGGUCCACAAUUACCUCGAUCUAAAUCUCCGAAUAGUCCUCAAACAGCCCAGAAGACUUCAGGUUUUAUCGGACCUCAACUACCAUCUAAAAUAAUGGAAAAAAGUCAACCUAGGCUUGUCAUGCAUAUAAAAAAUAGUAAAGUUUUAAGUGGAAAUAGUUUGGUACCUUAUGAAGGUUCAAGCGAUGAAGAAGAAAAUUCAUCAAACUCUAAAAAUAAUGUUAAUCUAAAUUCUUCCAAUUCGACGAAAUCAACAUCAACAGUACCUAAUGGCAUUUUAAAAUCUUCUAAAGAAUCAACAGAAACUACGAAAGCUCCUGUAGUUACAAAGUCAGAAAUCAAAUCUGUUAAGCCGGUAAAUCAAAUACAAACUCAAAAAUCUCCAAGUCCUAGUCUCACUCAAAAUGGAUCAUCCAAUAGUCCAAGUCAAAAACAUCAAAAUGGAAAGUCAGAAAGCAGUAGUAAAUCUGAUAGUAAAGAAACUAAUGGUAAAGAUAAAUGGUAUUAUCCUAUUAAAGUAAAAACUAGUAAUUCCGAGGAUAAAGUUUCUACAAAAGCUACUAGUAGUAUGAAUGGUUGGGAAGUGUCAAAAGAUGUUCCUUCACCAACUUCUGCAGCUACUCCAAAUGGAUGGUCCGUAACAGACAACAAGGAAGAGAAAAAAUUCAAUCACAUAAAUUCAAGCUCAACACCAAGUGCAGCAGCACCACGUAAUUUCAAUGGAACAAAUCGCUCUGACACGGUGUCGCAACUUUUCAAGAUGUCUCAUCGAGGCUAUGGAACGUCUUCGGUUACUAACUGGAAUGGAAGCAGAGCACACCUGGAUCGUGAGGUAGAUGAUGAAAGAAGGAAGGAACGUAAACGUCACUUUAAUCCUGAAGAUGAAGAAAUGGAUCGAGGUAGAAUAAAGAAAAUUAAAAAUCAUCGAAACUACGGAGGACGUUCAAAUCCUGGAUAUAAUUCCUUCCAGGAAUAUCAAAAUGGAAAAUCUUGGAGUCGAUCUAGAGGAAAACAUCAUCGACGAUACGAUAAUACGAGCAACGGCCGAUCACGUCAUUUAAAUUAUAAACAAUACCGAUACUACAAUCAUCGUGAUGAUUGGUAUCAUAGGUAGGAAGUAAUAGUAAAUAAACGAAAAAAAAAUUCAACAAAAUGAAGAUUAAAUGGCCACGAGGCGUUAAGCAAUAUUGUUGCUAAUAAUUAUAAUACAAGCAAAUUUUCGUUGCAUUUUUUCAAGCAUUAGAUAUACUUCUAGUGAUUAAAAACAACUAAUGAGAGAGAAUAAGAUAAUAGGGGAAAGAGUUCCAUAUGUUAUUAAUGUUAUUGAUAAUUAUUAAUUACCAAUUUUUACUAUUACAAUUAUUAUUACAAAUUAUUAUUAUUAUUAUUAUUAUUAAUAUUAAUAUUGUGGUUAUGCUUAUUAUAGUAGUUACUAUUACUCUUUACAUAUAAUAAUUAUUUUUUCUUUUAUCUGCGGUUAUUUUUUUAAUGUAUUUAUGUAUAAGCAUAAUUUUCCUCCGUCAUAAUUAUAUAUAUACAUAUAUUUAUUGGUUUACUUUUUCAAUUAAAAACACUUGAUAUGUAAUACAUAUUCAAUAAAAUUCCAAUAUCGAAGUUUUUAUAUUUUACGCGAUGAUGAACGUCGAUUUCCGUCCUUCGUUCAAUCCUUUUUCCUCAAUUACAAAACUAAUGAUAUGGAAACUCAUUCCCCUUAAUCAAUCAAUAUACAUAUAUAUAUAUAUAAAUAAUUAAAUUCUUAUACACAAGAACUGAGCUAAUCGCAUAGAAAAAUUUAAUUUCACUAGAAAAUAUUUAACAUAAUUGUUAUUUUUUCAUUAAGAAUAAUAGUAUAAAUUAUCAUUAACAUGAUGAAAUUUUAAAAUAUUUUUUGCCUUUUUUGUGAACAACUGUUACGCGAACAUACACAUAUAUUUAUAAGUUAUUUAAUUACAUAUAUUGUACACGUAAACAAAAAAGAGUAAAAACAUUAAAAAGAGCAAAAAAUAAUAUUCUUAAAUAUACGGUAAUUGUAAAUUACAAAAAUUAUAAGUAGUUAUCUAAUCUAAUUAUCAAGUAUUUCUAUUAAAUAUCUCGAAAUCCACAAAAUAAUGAGAAAAAAGCGUAAUUAAACACACGAGAAAAAUGUUAUAAUUUUUUUUUUUUUUUUUAUUUUAUUUUAGUUAGUACUAAAAUAUAAAUAAAUAUUAUCAUUAAUUGAGUAAAUUUAGAAUAUCCUCAAGAGAUCGUAUACUUGUAAGAUUUGUCCUCAUAUUUCCCAUCCUCGCGCCUUUUUACAAUCAUUUUUAAUGCGAGGAAUAGUAAUAAGAAAGAUGAUGAUAUUACCUCGUUUUAAUAAUAAUCAUGCAAACAAAUACUAGCCAAAUAAAAAUGUGGAAAUAAUAAAAUAUAGAAUAACAACUGUAAACAAUUAGAAAUUAUAAGAUUUAUUAAAUGCAAAGUCAUCAAUUGGUUCGCUGAAGCAUCUUAUAUUUAAUGACAUUUAUACAUAUAUCUGAUAAUUAUUAAUUAUUUAAUGCAAAUAUUAAUUGGCAAUUUUUGAAUGAAAUUAAAAAGAAAGA